Molecule: messenger RNA, 2902 nt
Organism: Cololabis saira (Pacific saury)
Lineage: Eukaryota; Metazoa; Chordata; Actinopteri; Beloniformes; Belonidae
Gene: dnajc10
Product: DnaJ (Hsp40) homolog, subfamily C, member 10
Exons: 25
Coding region: 174-2555 (793 amino acids)
Source: RefSeq, a predicted model, not a curated record
CGGGAGCCGGACGCCGAUGCGGAUCUGCAGACUUUACAAGUUCAGACACCUCAAAGGCACCAAGGCUGGCGAUUUAAUCACACUGAAACUCAUGCAAGCGUUAGCUGGACAUUUGAUGUAACUCCACUUACAGACUUUGCAGGUUAAAUUGGUUGCAGCAGGAGGGUCUGGUGAUGAGGUUGUUGGCAGCCUUUAGGGUCCAGAGGCCAGCUGACCUCAUACCUCCAACGUUGCUCCUCUUAACCCUGCUGGUGGCGGUUUGCCAUGCGGAGGGCACGGACUACUAUGACCUCCUGGGGGUCAGCCGGGAGGCAACGACCAGAGAGAUACGACAGGGGUUUAAGAAGCUUGCGCUCACCAUGCACCCUGACAAAAACCCUGGCGACCCCUCGGCUCAUGACAGGUUCUUGAAGGUGAACAGGGCUUACGAAGUUCUGAAAGAUGCAGAUCUGAGAAAGAAGUACGACAAGUAUGGAGAAAAGGGAUUAGACGAGCAGCAGGGAGGACGCUAUGAGAGCUGGAACUACUACAGAUAUGACUUUGGUAUCUACGAUGAUGAUCUGGAGAUCAUCACAUUAGACAGCGGGGACUUUGAAGCAGCUGUAAACUCUGGAGAAAUCUGGUUCGUCAACUUCUACUUCCCACGAUGCUCGCAUUGUCACCAGCUGGCUCCAGCGUGGAGGGAGUUUGCCAAAGAGAUGGAUGGAGUGAUCAGGAUCGGAGCGGUGAAUUGUGGAGACAACAACCACCUCUGCAGGAGGAGAGGCAUCAACAGCUACCCCAGCCUUUACAUUUACAGAGCCGGGCAGAAACCAGAGAAGUUUAAUGGAGAACGCAACAAAGACAACCUGGUCCACUUCUCCAUGCAGUUCAUCACCACGACCGUCACUCAGCUCUGGCAAGGUAACGUGUUCAGCGAGAUAGAAAGUGCCUUCUCAUCAGGUCUCGGCUGGCUGAUCACCUUCUGCUCCGACACUGGAGAUUGUCUGGAGCCACAAACGAGACAGAAGCUGGCAGGAAUGUUGGACGGCCUGGUGAAGGUGGGCUGGGUGGACUGCACCACGCAGCAGCAGGUCUGCGAGAGCUUUCAGGUGACCAGUGGAGCCACGGCUCUGUUCCCCCCGGGCAGUGCUCUGACCAGGGAGGAGAGUGUACUGUGGCUGAAGACUCUGGACAGCAGAGAGAUUUACAACCAGGCCAUGAAACACCUGCCAGACCUGGAGCUGCUGACGGCCGACAGCUUUAAGGACAAACUGGCUCGCCAUCGCUGGCUGGUCAGCUUCACGUUUGGGGACAAAAGUCCUGCCCCCAACGAGUACAAGAAACUCCAGGCUUUCCUGCGGAACGAGCACAUACAGGUGGGCAGAGUGGACUGCUCGGCAGACUCCCAGCUGUGCCAGUCUCUCUACAUCCAUAAAGCUUGUGUGGCCGUCUUCAAAGGACUGGGAAUCCACGACUUUGAAAUCCAUCACGGUAAAGACAUGCUGUACAACAUCGUGGGCUUCGCAAAGGACAGCGUCCGCGCCCAUGUGACCACUCUGAGGCCGGACAACUUUCCCUCGGACCGAAAGGAGCCCUGGCUGGUUGACUUCUUUGCCCCGUGGUGUCCUCCGUGUCGAGCUCUGCUGCCAGAGCUGAGGAAAGCUUCCAUCCAGCUGGCAGGACAGAUGAAGUUUGGUACCCUGGACUGCACCGUCCACCACGGCCUCUGCUCCAGGUAUAACAUUCAGGCGUAUCCCACCACGGUCAUCUUCAACGGUUCCUCUCUACACGAAUAUGAAGGACAUCACUCAGCUGACGGCAUCCUGGAGUUUAUACAGGAUCUGGUCAGUCCAUCCGUGGAGAUCCUUGAUCCCUCCAGCUUCGCAGAAAGAGUGAAAGGUCGAGCUGAGGGGCAGGUCUGGGCCGUAGAUUUCUACGCCCCCUGGUGUGGUCCGUGUCAGGCUCUCAAGCCGGAGUGGAGGCGAAUGGCUCGGCUGCUGACGGGGCAGGUCCUGGUGGGUACGGUGGACUGUCAGCGCUUCCAGCCGUUCUGCCAGAGUCAGGGUGUGAGGGCGUACCCUGAAAUCCGCAUGUACCCCAGCAGUCCUCGGCAGCCAGACCGGUUCACGUCGUACAACGGUUGGAACAGAGACGCUCAUUCACUGAGAGCCUGGGCCCUCAGUUCUUUACCCAGAGCGUCCGUGGAUCUGACUCCAGAGACCUUCAGAUCUCAGUUUCUGGCGGGUCACGACCACUGGGUUGUGGACUUUUACGCCCCCUGGUGUGGACCGUGUCAACACUUUGCUCCAGAGUUUGAAGUCUUGGCUCGGAUGCUGAAAGGGAAAGUCCGCGCGGGGAAGGUGGACUGUCAGGCUCAUUACCAGACCUGUCAGUCAGCGGGCAUCACCGCUUACCCAACCGUCAAGUUUUACCCACACCUGGGAAAGAAGAGGUACGAACACGGCGGCGAGCACAUCAACAGCCGGGACGCCAACGCCAUCGCCGACAUCAUCAGCCAGCGUUUACAGCAGCUGUCGCCACGGUUACAGGGCACAAAAAAGGACGAGCUCUGACAGAGCCGCUGUGAGGAAAGAGCUGCUCUCUGAUUGGUCAGAGAGAAUGCGUGAGGUUUUGAUUGGUCCAGAGAGACCGGUCAGUCACUCCUGGAGAAGACCACAGCCGGAGCGCGGAGACAGACCCCGGCCGUUACCUGCUGUGUUCUUGAAUGUACUGAACCCUUGCUCUUAUUUGCUUUGAUUUUUGUCUCUAUUGUUUGUAUUUACUCUAUGAAGUAAAACUGUGAGACAUUGUACAUGUUACUGAUACACACAUGCACACGCACACGCACACAAAUGAUGAAACAGUGCUGUAUUUUAUUGUGUAAAAACGGUUUCAGAAUAAAAGUGUUUCUCUUAAAGAA